Arabidopsis arenosa is the source of this 941-nucleotide messenger RNA. Lineage: Eukaryota; Viridiplantae; Streptophyta; Magnoliopsida; Brassicales; Brassicaceae. The record is from the annotation of a GenBank genome assembly.
CUAGUCGGACUCAUUAACAACAUUAAAGAUGGACAAUUUUGCUCCUCUAGUCUACGCUCCUGACGUGGUUGUUCCCGGCGUUUCAAGGAACGACGCAUUGCUAUGUUUACCGAAUUCACUUUCACCGGAUCUUGUGAAAGGUAAAGUGGUAUUAUGUUUAAGAGGUUACGGUUCAGGUUCAACAAUUGGUAAAGGUCUUGAGGUAAAACGAGCCGGAGGAGUUGGUAUGAUUUUAGCAAAUUCUCGUGAUAACGAUGCAUUCGACGUUGAGUCUCAUUUCGUACCAACUGCUUUGGUUUUCUCAUCCACGCCGGAUAUUAUUGCGCCAGGACUGAAUAUAUUAGCCGCGUGGAGUGGGGCGGAUUCAGCGAGCAAAGAUUCGAUAGACCAACGAGUUUUAGCUUCGAUGACCAACGAGGACAAUGAACCAAUCCAAGACUAUGAUGGUUCACCCGCAAACCCAUUUGCGCUUGGGUCAGGACAUUUUAGACCAACAAAAGCUGCAUCUCCCGGUUUAGUCUACGAUGCAUCAUACCAAUCUUACCUUCUAUACUGCUGUUCUGUUGGUUUAACCAAUCUUGACCCGACAUUCAAAUGUCCUAGUCGAAUCCCUCCCGGUUAUAACCUGAAUUACCCGUCAAUCUCAAUUCCAUAUCUCGCUGGAACAGUGACCGUUACGAGGACGGUCACACGUGUUGGACGACCGGGUAAUUCAUCAAGCGUAUAUGUCUUCAACGCUCAACCGCCGUAUGGUGUCAUUGUUAAAGCUGAACCAAAUGUUUUGGUCUUUGAUCGGAUUGGUCAGAAGAAGCGGUUUAACAUCAGUUUUACGACACAGAGAUACGAGUUUACAGGUGAGGCUCGGAGGGAUCGAUAUCGGUUUGGAUGGUUUAGUUUUUUUUGAUAGGAAUGUGAAUAUCAUAUAAAAUGAAGAUUUGAGG